Molecule: messenger RNA, 4381 nt
Organism: Toxoplasma gondii ME49
Lineage: Eukaryota; Apicomplexa; Conoidasida; Eucoccidiorida; Sarcocystidae
Exons: 1
Coding region: 1804-3234 (476 amino acids)
Source: RefSeq, a predicted model, not a curated record
GAAAUCCUUCUUCGGAGCUUCUGGGAAAGCAGAUCGGUGUGACAUGCUUAAAUGUCAGAGACCAAGCACUAAAUUUGCAGGUUUGGCAAAGCACUGUAUACACAGGAUAUGAGCAGUUUGCCUGGUAUGAAGAGUGAAGAAAGUGCAGCAGCUGCAGCGGACAUCACGAGGUUGCUUACAGCAGCUGUGGAACAUCUGCCUUGCAGCAUGUGGCCGUCGCAUCAUGGUCAGUCCCGGUGUUCUUUGAGAUACACAAAGGGUCUCGCACGGGGAAACAAGUCAACGCGUGAGUAGUAGUAUGUUUCUACAGCGUUAAUGCCUGUUCCCCAACAGAUCGGUUAGCAUACAAUUGUAAUGCAGGGAUGGGCUGGCGAUACGAUAUGUGGCAACAGCAUACAGUGGCCUCACGACGACAGCCAAUCGUAGCCCGGUUAAAGUACCCCAAUUCCAAGUUGAUUCGUUUGGUCCACAUCCCACAAUUAAUGCGGUUGAAUAUGCACUAUUUUCAGACAGUUUCUCAAUGCGAUGUCGCCUGCUAGCGACGUCGGUGAGAAGCGGAAGUGUUGAGGUUUUCAGGGCUGGGUAAAACGAGUACAGGAAAGCUGGAGGUCGAGGCCACAGUGGGACCAAGACCAGCUUUGGGCUAUCGUAUGUGUCUUCUCAUUCAAUUGCUAGUUUUCCCGCUGGAAUUUGAAAAACACACGCAUUCAGCAUGACAGUUGUCCCUCAGUUCCACACUCACUUCGAAACACACAUCGAUCUUACGUAGCAGUCCUCAGUAUUCCGCAGCAACAUAACAAUACCAGAUAUGUUAUCUGACCAUGGGUGGUGCCAGCAUUAUAGAAACGGCAAGACUGUGCGGUGUAACGUGGCUAUGUGAAGUAAUAGAGAGACGCCACACACAUCAUUACGCCACGCGGUCUUUCAUCGGCCCUACUGCAGACCAUGUAGGGAAUUAAGAAAAUGAGAUCUAACAGACGCCUUUAACUCGGAAACUCUGUUGCUCCGGUGUCCAAGAGCAGCUAUCUUAUGAGGUCGGGGACAUUUCUUUGCAAAUCUGGUCUGCCACGAUGCCAGAUGCCAGUAAACGCGUAUGGUCAACAGCCAUAUCCCCUCGUCCCAAUUCUUGGAGGCUGCCGCGUACGAAAUUUAAGACACUGCUAAGAGUCAAGCGAUGCAGAGUACGCAUCUAUAUCGGUGUAAGACCUACAAUGGGUUUCACGCUUUGAAAAACCUCAUUUCUUCACUUAUUUUGAGUAGCGUUCGUCUCUGUAGACGAUCCCGAGGAUUCUUUUUCCCAGCGUGUUGCACCACAGGGGACCUGCAUGCAACCAUCCCGUCCAUUCCUUGCAUGCAGACUUGGCCACCGCACUCUGAAUGAUCCUCGGACGUUGCACUUUCAGAUAGAUAACGGCGUACCCAGAUCAUUUGGUCGCUGAAACUGAAACAUGAGUGACCAGAAAACAUUUGCUGGUGCUUUGUGUUGGAUCUACUUGAAAUGUAGCGGACCGCAGGUGCCAGCAAACUACCGGCCAGACACAGCUUACAACGGUGUUUCACCAGUUUACAGGCCAUAAGGCGACAACCUGUUACCUAUACGGGGUUCAUGCCUUGAAUCAGUUGAUCUGUCACCAUUCAGAAGGGCUGAUUUUGUUUCGUUUAUGGUCUUCAGUCCUCGUACGUGCAGCUCAGCGCUAGAAAGCGAGGCUGUUGUGGCGGCAUGCGUAUUCCGAGGCCUACGGUUCGUGAGUGAACAUCUUACAGGUGCGUGAAAGAUAGGAUCAAAUUCCAUAUUUAUGCUCAAUGUUCUGCUCCACUGUAGCCACUCUUCAAGGCCUUUCCCGGCCAAGUGGGCAUUUCUGGGUGGAGACACGUAAGGCGUUGUGUCGUCGUCUUCUUGCGCGGAAGGGAACAGACAGACUGCUUUGCUGCCAGCAUGAACCCCAGUUCUCCUCAGAGGCAGGAGCCCAUGGAAGCCUCUCCAUUCCUUCGGACCUAAGAGCUAGAAUUAGCUGCGGUGACGACUCUCUUUGCGAGUCACCAUGCCUUCUCGAGCUGUAUUCGGGAUUCGGGCAUCAAGGCGUGGCGGCGGCUGAGCUGCCCCCGGUGUCCCCCACUUCAGUUGGCGUUGAGAAGAAAAGGAAAAUAAGCUGUGGUGGCCGUUCCCACUCUUCCGAUCGGCACAUGGCUUGCCUUUCUUUACGUGAAGGCCCUUCUCCGGGCACUGGAUCCGUCAGACGCAUGCAGUCGAGCGGAACCGUAAGAUCUACUGGACACCCGGCGAUUUGUGGUGGUGCAGCUGUCUCAAUCCCAGACGGACAUGGUGACUGUUUGAUGCACCAUCAAUUUCUGAGAGAUUCCAGGCGGUCUGAGAGGAAACGUUUCCUAGUGUUCGAAGGCCGUAAUCGCUGCAACGAAACUGCACUCGCUUCUAGGGUGACCAUGAAUGCAUCAGCACUGUCUUCUUCUGGGCAGCUGAACACAGGUGACCCAUUUCCACACCUUUCGUGGAGGAUCUUUUCUGUCCGGACUGUCGCCUUUUCUGGCGUCCGUCGUUUCUCAUGGCGCGCUGUAUCUUGUGCCAGGAGCACGACGUCGAACGACCGGUCAGUUACGGAAUUUGAUGUGCACAACUCCGACUCUCCAUGUAACCGAGGAUGGUCCACGCGUUUGGAACAAUGUUCUCCUAGCGUUUUUGGCCACCUCGUCUCCCCGUCGGAUUUGGAUGUUUCCAAGCUGCUAUCCUGUAGAGCCCUUGGCUCUGCAACUUCCCACCUCGUGCGGUCGCCGUCUGCGAGCUCCGCAGACCUUGACCGCUUCCAUCACCUUUACCACGGUCACACUGACGCCUCUGCGUUUUUCCUUUCUCCGUUUUUUUCCGACUUUAAGACGCAGUCGUCGAUGUUGCGCAGUUAUCUGAGUCCAAUCCCGUUUGACGGUGAAGUGUUAAGCAACGUGGGGGUGCGGUGGGCGAAUGGUAAGAAUUGUGCGACUGAGGCUAUUCCAGAGGCAGAUAAGAUGCCACGUUUGCCCCCGGGAGGGAUGAUUCCACCGCUGCCGCCUGGUGGAACCGAGCCACUUUUGCCGCCUGGAGGGACUUUGCCACUUGUGCCACCCGGAGGUCCUCCGCUUCCGCUUUUACUGCGAUGGCGGCCGAAGAAAAGUUACAAAAAGAGGACGAUGGGGUUGCCGUCGACGAAAGCGCGCAGACGGUGGGCGCAAAUGCGGCGGUGAAGAGCAUGUCGGUUUGUUGCCUGUGUGGAAACGGCUUCGCGAGGCUAGAGUGCGGGCUCUUCAUCCGGUCUGUCGCGAUGCCUAUCGCAGGGAGUGCCAGGAACGGAGUCGCUCUGUAUCUCAAAGUCUGCUGUCGCAUCUGUCACAUGAUGCUUGUUCGCAGUUUCAUCUGACGUCUUGGGCAUUUGACACGGACGUCGGGACAACAAAUAGACGUUGGAAACCCAAAUUUUUUUAGCCGAUCAAGUGGUUGUGGCAUCACUUCACAGUGGAGAUAUUUCUAGAAAGGAGGGCAGCUAGUUUUUGCUCAAUUGAUGGGGGGGCCUAGUCACAGUUGUGGAAGAAUGGCGACCGCAUGUAGCGCGGAAUACCCGCCACACUUCGAGCAGGCUGCAAGACUGUUACGGAUCAAAUAAUCAUUCUGACAUUUUGUCAAAGCCGACCACGCGGAAAAUCUCAUUGUUGUUUGGCUGGAACAAGAGUCAACAGGACGCAAGUGUCCCCUACUCAGUAGGAGUGUCUUUGACAUUAAGUUACUGGAUAGAGGAUGCAUUUUCAUCCAGAAACUCGUCUGCCUAUGACCACCGCACACACUAGGUGCCAUCUUGUUUUAAGGUGUCUGUUUAACUGUAGCAGCCAGAUAGCGUCUUCGUGGGCAUGUUGCUGUAGCGUUUGCGCGACGGCGACAUUAUAACGUCCUUAUGUAGUUAAACAGGACGCCCACGGUCGAAACAGGCACUUUUCAAUACAAACGCUUCCUUCGCUCGCACUCGGUGCAACCGUAGGUCUGCCGCGACUGCCUUUCUUUGUCGGUGGUCGAGUCAGACCAGUUUUGAUUACUCUCUGCGCAAGUCAACGUCAGCGAUACGGCUAUCGUGAAUUUUGCUGAUGAUGUGCAUCAAGGAGGCGGGUCGGGUAGAAGUCGAUUGUUAUUGGAUGAAACUGGAUUACUUCUUUGAAUGGCAAUCCUCCUAAGAGAUUUGUGAGACUGCAGCAGCCGACACACCUUUCACUAAGGUGCCGCAAGUAUGGCAACCUGAAACGGAUUGAACAACGGUUUUUAUGUUCUCCCUCUUUACUCCAUGAGACUGGCGAACAUGGUGGAGGGGGUGGGCCCACAAGAACCAGAAAGGAGAAAAACAUGGGA